Molecule: messenger RNA, 1758 nt
Organism: Prunus avium (sweet cherry)
Lineage: Eukaryota; Viridiplantae; Streptophyta; Magnoliopsida; Rosales; Rosaceae
Product: putative F-box protein At4g17565
Molecular function (GO): protein binding
Source: RefSeq, a predicted model, not a curated record
UCAACUUGGAUUGCUCCACUUUUCAGUCCAUUAUAUAUACAAACUCUGCUUGCCUUCACUCUCUACAAAAGCAAAACCCUUCAUCAAAACAUGCAUUCAUAAUUCAUUGAUCAACAACAAUGAUGGCAAACUGGUCUGAGCUCCAACCCGAACUCUUACAGCUGAUCAUGAACAAUCUCUCUUUUGUCAACAUCCUUCGAUUCAGAGCCGUUUGUUCUUCGUGGAAUCACGCUGCAAAAUCUUGUGCCACUUCAUCAUGUCCUCCUCCUCGAACCCCUAGUACUCCAUGGCUCAUGCUCCCUAGUAGUAGUGAAGAAAACGACCAAAACAACCCUGCCAGUGGAGCUCGUUGCUUCUACAGUCUUGAAGAACAAAAAGUUUACACCAUCAAGAGCUCGUUUCAAGACUUUGAUCAUGCUGCUGCUUGGUGCGUGGGUUCAUCACACGGGUGGCUGGUCAUUAACAGCAAAGCCAACUUGCAUCUUUUAAACCCAAUUUCACCACGUAAAAUUCAGCUCCCGCUGAUGUGUCAUAUUGCCAAGGCUGUCCUCUCCUCCGACCCGACUCGUGACAACAACUUCGCUGUUGUGGUGAUUUAUGAUUUUUUACAGUCAAAACUUGCAUUUUAUAAGCAUGGGGAGGACAGCAGAAUCAGAUGGACAGACUUAAAUGGUGUGCAUAGAGAAUAUUGUGAUGUUAUUUUUCACAGUGAGCAGUUGUUUGCAUUGGCUGGGGAUGGCUCGGUUGAAGUCUGGGAAUUCAACAAGUCCUUUCCCAUCAAAACCAUUGAUCUUCCUCAACCGUUUGCAGAGAUUGAAAAGGCGGAUAUAAUGCAAGACUUUUCCAUUUACAAGUAUUCUACUCAGAAGUAUCUGGUGGAGUCAUUGGGUGAGAUUUUGUAUGUGGGGAGAGUGAUAGGGACCUUUAUUAACCAUGAGGGCAUAGCCGUUGUUCAGGAGGAUCUUCCUGAGGGGUUUGAUGUUGUUUUUUCGUAUAGAACUCUGCGGUUUUACAUCCUCAAGUUGAACAUCACUGCCAAAAAGUGCAAGAAAGUAGAAUCAUCCCUGCGCAAUCGGGCUUUGUUUUUGGGCGGAAAUCAAUCGAUGUCAGUGUCCACUAGGGAUUUUCCAGAAUUGGAAGAAAGUUCAAUUUACUUCACAGAUGAUCGUUGGAGGGAUAUAAAUUUCCAAUUCGACUGUGAUGGUCAUGAUAAUGGAGUUUACAACAUAGGAAAUAAAGUUGUGAAGCCAUUUGAUCAGCUUGAUAAGUGGAAAAUGUAUACACCACCCUUUUGGAUUGUUCCUAAUCCACGAUGAGAGGCAGAUAGGAGGACAGAAUAUGAUCGUGUUAUGUUUUCAUGUACCACAUUAUAGUUAGAACAUUUAUUAGUGGUUGGAUUUGUUCCAUCUAAAGGUGAAACACUUCUUUCUUUUAUGUAACUGAUCUCAUUUUACAAAUUAAGUCAGAAAAGCCCAAGUUUUUUAAUAGAAUGUAGCAAUUGGAUACACAAUAAGGUAAACCAACUCUCAGAUUAAGACCAAUGCUUUCACAUGAAGACAUUCUUUGAGAGUCUACUUGGUAUGGUAUCUAAUCCACAUGAAUAGGCCACACAUGAUAUUCAUACCUAAAAUAGAAAUAAACUAUGUAACAUCACCAUGUAAAUUUCAUUCUUGUUUGCCAAUCCUAUCCAAAUCCAAACUUCCUAUGAUUUUUUAGACCACAAUAAUUGGAUGCCUAGCAUGAAAAGCAUUAGCCAGC